This is a messenger RNA of Schistocerca nitens (vagrant locust), 1825 nucleotides long. RefSeq names its product ras-related and estrogen-regulated growth inhibitor. Gene Ontology annotation, molecular function: GTPase activity; GTP binding. The record is from RefSeq and is a predicted model, not a curated record. The transcript has 7 exons. The coding region runs from base 95 to 1000 and encodes 301 amino acids. Lineage: Eukaryota; Metazoa; Arthropoda; Insecta; Orthoptera; Acrididae.
CCGAAGGCGCCCGCGGCCGGACGCUCCCACGCCACAGGUGCUGCCCUCUUUCUGACUACAGGGCAGCUGAACAGGAUGGUAGCCCGGCGCUGAGAUGUCGUCGCCCCUGAGCCGCCUGGGUCUGGGACCCCGCGGUCAGCCGAGGACUCUGCGCGUCAUGGUUCUGGGCCAGGCCGGCGUCGGCAAGUCUGCUCUGGUGGUGAGGUUCAUUACGAAGCGCUACAUCGGUGAGUACGACCCGACGCUGGAGAAGGUGUACCACUUCCAGACUGUGAUGGACGGUGAAGCGGUGCUGUUCGAGAUCCUGGACACCGCUGGACAGUCGCACGAGAGCGAGUGCGUGACGCUGGAGGCGAACAUCCGCUGGGCGGAGGCGUUCGUGCUGAUGUACUCGGUGACGGACAAGUGCUCCUUCGACGAGUGCAACCGGCUCAAGUUCCUCAUCAACUACAACAAGCGCCGGCGCCGGCUCGGGCCCGCCACGCACAAGGAGCCGGUGGGCGAGGCGCCGGUGGUGCUGGUGGGCAACAAGACGGACCAGUGGGGCGAGCGCAUGGUGAGCCGCGAGGAGGGGCUGCGCCGCUGCCGGGACACCGCCUGCGCCGCCUUCCACGAGCUCUCCGUGCGCGAGAGCAUCGAGCAGGUGUGGGCGGUGUUCCGGGACGUGUACCGGCUGUGGCGGCUGCACGCCAAGGGCGCCCGACUCUGCCGAUCCCGCAGCGAACUCUCCUCGGCCGCCGCCGUCGCGCUGCUGGGGCGCCGGUGGACCGAGGUGGAGCUGGACGAGGAGGGGGAGGCGGAGGCGGGCGGCGUCCAGCCGGCGGGGCGCGCAGCCGCUGACGUCACCGCGGACCCGCUCCCAGCGUUCCGCGCGCGGGCCUCUACCGACGGCCACCUGCUGUCGCGGCCGCGGCUCUGGAAGCUGCCACACCCCCACAACCAGCCGCGCACCGAGCGCCGUAUGAGCAUCUCAAUGCGCGGCAACAACGCCAGCUGCUGAGCGGCACUACCUGCGUGACGUCACCAGCCUCAGGAGCCGGCCGGCCACACAGUGGACAUCCUCCAGAUGAUGACUGCAACAGGCUCCAAACACAGCUUUCAGCUGCACAACUAGAAACUGCUGUCGCUCUGUAAAGACUUUUCUACAGCCAGCUUCAGUUGCAGGGGCAGUGAUAAAAUUUGUCUCAUCACCAUGAAAGAAAUCGCUAUCCUGGACUUAAGUCAUUCCAUCGUACUCGCCAGAUAAUGUGACAUUUCUGCUGAUGAUAAAUGAAUUGGUAAACAUUCUGAUGAAAGCAUUCCUCACUUUGUUGGCUGAAAAACGGCUCUGUUUCUCCUGUUACCUUUUUGUCGUUCUGGCAGUGCCAGUACGCUGCUUUUCGACUGUUUAUUGGAUAGAAGAGUGCAGAUAUUUAAGCACCGGGACCUCCAUUUCUGUGACAGUUCCUGGUUCGUGAAUGAGGGGCUCAUUUACACACACUGGAAACGUCAGCGCUUUUUACCUACAGGGUCAUACAAUACUGACAGCCAUCUUAUCACGAAUGUCACUGGCAUAUCUUCUUAACAAAGAAUAAUAAUCCUGAAAAGACACAAAUCAUCGUUCGAGCCCACACGUCUAAUGCCAUUCUAAACUGUUCUCCAUGAUAGUAUGAACUACAUGAUCACCCCUUAUGCUUUGUUACUAGCGUGUAAUGUGCUGCAGACAACAUUACGCUCGAGAAUAGUAGUAGUUCCUUACCUAAAUUCCUGACAAGACCAAUUCUGAUCUCAGUAGAACCAUUGUGACUGUGUGUGUGUGUGUGUGUGUGUGUGUGUGUGAGAGAGA